Mya arenaria is the source of this 796-nucleotide messenger RNA. RefSeq lists its product as uncharacterized. The record is from RefSeq and is a predicted model, not a curated record. The transcript is spliced from 2 exons. Bases 145 to 489 code for a protein of 114 amino acids. Lineage: Eukaryota; Metazoa; Mollusca; Bivalvia; Myida; Myidae.
GUAUUAGUCUGAGAGAUUUCUCCUAUAUAAAGCGCCUGCCGCUGUAGUAGAUAGUUAUUUGAUUGCUCCUCGCUUGGUGUCGACAAGCUUUACUUACGCUUCUAAUGUCGCUUUAUUUUCCCAAAACUUUGGAAAUUAUUGAACAUGUGGCUUCUUUAUAUGAUGGCAGCGAUUCUAGCGGGAUUAACUUGCUUGGAGGCUAGGAGGUACCGCUACUGCUCUGAGGGCUGUUGUCCGGAGGAAUACUGUGCCUACAAGCUGAUUUGCUACCCGAAAAUCCACUGUUCAUUUGGAUGCCCCGACGGUAGUUGUCAGCAGGAGAUCUGUAUGCCAGCUAAAAAUUGCACAAUGGACACUGAAUGCGGAUUUGCACAUGCGUGUACUUUUAACUAUAAUCUCGGAUAUAAAUCCUGCCAGUACAAUUUGGAAAUUGGGAAAACACUUUGUGUAGAUUCGCAUGGAAAUUCCCUACUUAAACCUGUAACUUGAAGCAUGCAAUGGUUCCAGUUGUGAGUUUUGGGUCGCUAAAAUGUAACGCGCGUUUACUUGUGACCGGAUACAUAUCAAAUAAAUUCUCAUUUUUUAUUCUUUAAAACUAUACCAUGCUCAGGUUAUUUUCCAUUUGUUCCAUCGCUUUACCAAAACUACCAUACCUUGUUUUGUUUUAUGAUUUCAUUCUAAAAUGGUUAUGUUUACUAUGUUUACUGUUUGUUGUGAAAGUUUCUGAAUAUGAUUCAUACGAUUAACGCCACUAAUGAUUAAAUAUGCACUAGUCUUGUCGUAAAAAAUAUAUCAU